Messenger RNA from Gasterosteus aculeatus aculeatus (three-spined stickleback), 2088 nucleotides. It is a transcript of the gene tedc1, whose product is annotated as tubulin epsilon and delta complex 1. The record is from RefSeq and is a predicted model, not a curated record. NCBI's taxonomy places the organism in Eukaryota, Metazoa, Chordata, Actinopteri, Perciformes, Gasterosteidae.
CUCAGCCUCCUGCCAGAUGGAAGGGGCACAAACAGUUCCUGUCCGGGGUGAGAGGGGCCGGCUACCAUCUUUUUAGCUCGCUUCAGAGACCUGGAAUAGAACAAGUUAAAGGUUAAUGAAUGUAGCGUGUACUUAUUAAUUACAUUAAACAAUUGGUUUUGUUCAAUGAUUCUCCUGUUUUCAAGUGUUUAGGCAUGUUUAUUCAUGCACUUAUGAAGUUAUUAUGUUUUAAUCAUUUCAAAUAAAUGCUGUUCAGGUAUACUUAGUUGAACAUUUACGUGAAAUAUAUUAGUCAAGAUUUCAGAAAAUGUAGCCUAGUACAGAAUCAUUUAGUAGCUACUUGGACUAAUACACCCCAACAGGUUUGGGUUGUAAUUAUAUCAACAGGUAACUUAUUACAGUCACGUGAUUGGCACAUUGACGUGUCGUCUCGACCCCCACUCCCCCGUGGACAAGGCUCAUGAGGUGGCACCCGUCGCAGCACUCGAAACACGUGCCUCCUCAGCGCACCAAUGAAAAGUGAGUCCAGUCCACCGCUUUCUGAGUCCCAUUUACAAUUGGCCAACGCAGAUAUCACUCACAACUUCCUCCAUUCGCUUCCAUGGCAACGGCCCUCGUACCCGGAAGUUAUUCGCAUAUGCGCCAAAUAUCGACAGCUCAACUUUGCGGCGGGGAGAAGUUUCUCAAGAAAAUGUCGGUUGAAAAGCAGAAAAUUAAAGUGACCCAGCUGAGUGGAUAGAGCCUCCGGGCGAAUGCCUGCACCGAGGCCGAAAUGCAGCGGAGUAAAGCGGCUGUGGCCGUGGAGGUGAAGCAGGUGAUCGGAGCUCUGUGUACACUACUAGCGGCCAGCGGCCUGGAUCGUGUCCCCCCACCGGAGAACUUCAGACGGGCUAAAUUCGGCGGUGGACCGGAGGUGGAGGACCAGUUCUGGCAGCUGCUCGCCGGUAUCCUUCUGACAUCAAGCCUUGUUUCGCGUGAAGCUGAUGCAGAGACAGGCGGAGCCGCAGAGAACAGGGAGCUGGUGGCGGCAGGCCUCAGGCAGACUGGCUACCACGCGGACUGGAUGUGUGGGAGCUGGGGAAGAGGAGGAGGAGGAAGAGGGGAGGAGGGAGGGAGACUCUCCGGUAGAGACCUUCUCCUGGCGCUGGGCUGGCUGCUCUCUACGGGAAAGCUGGAGGAGCUGCUGACCCGGCGAGUGCAGCAGCUGGACAAGACACUGCUCACACCUUCACCUGUAAACCCUCCGCCCAACAACCCGCUCCCAUCAGACUGUGGGUCUCUGAGGAGACUUCACUGGCUCAUUGGUCGCCAGAGAAACCAGGGAAGGAUCCUGCUGUCCAUGCAAGAGGAGAGGACUCGCUUGCUCCACGCGGUUUUAUUUGCCAGCAUUCCCUCCUCUGUAUCCUCCUCCUCCGAUCAAAGCUCCACCGCGCUGAGGGAGGAGUGUGUGUGUGUGCAGCAGCUCUGUCACCUCCUAGAAGCAUAUUUGAACUGGAAACAGGUGGAGAAGGUGUUCUGGACUUGGAUGGACAGUGUGUUGGAUAACCAUUUGACGAAUCCUGUUGUCGAGAAGCAUACACACGAUGCAUCCAGCGGCAGCGCAGGGAUAUGUCACCACGGAAACCGGGGGCUAGGGAAGUUGGAUGAAAGACUAAUGAGGCUGCCUACAGGACAGGGGAGAGGCAGAGGGGAUGCUGAGGACAUAGGAGAGAGGUUGCAGUGUGGAUCGGAUACCUCUUGGCUCCCGCCUCCUCUCCCUUACCUGCCCUCUCUCCCCCACGUCUACCGAGCCAGGCUCCAGACCGGGAGGCCAGGCAGACACAGCAGCCACCCAGCAGAGGGAUCCCGCGGCGGGGUCGAUACUCAGGACGAGCUUCCAGCAUGGCAGGCUGCCCAGCUGCUUCUUCAGACAGAGGUUCUGCUGCUGGAGAGGAGGGACAAGCAGAGACAGGCCAAUAGGAUGAAGCUGCAGGAGAUGAUUGACAGACUGGACAAACUGGUGUUGAUACCACCACAGACUUGUUUUAAUCCUCAAACUGCUGAAUUACUGAUUGAGAAAUAAACACAAUAUGGAUUUUCAGGUUUUAA